Populus nigra (black poplar) is the source of this 1383-nucleotide messenger RNA. RefSeq lists its product as uncharacterized. The record is from RefSeq and is a predicted model, not a curated record. The transcript is spliced from 5 exons. NCBI's taxonomy places the organism in Eukaryota, Viridiplantae, Streptophyta, Magnoliopsida, Malpighiales, Salicaceae. Bases 557 to 1156 code for a protein of 199 amino acids.
AGCCAGAGAAACAGAAACACGGAGUGAAAGAGAAGUAAACUAGAGUAUCAGUUUUUGGUGAAGAUAACAGAGAAAGCUCCGAUCUUUGAACUUGUUGGCCAUCAAAUUGAAAAUCUGAAUCAGACCCGCAAUUCUAAACCCUUAAAGCUUUCACUUCCUCAAUCUUCUCGGAAGAUUUUGGUUUUUUUUCCCCAUCUCUCUGUGACCACACAAACAAACGAAAGGACUCUUCAAGUUUUUGCUCCUGCUGCUGCUGGAACCGUGUAAUGAAAUUAAGUGCCUUGUUAUCUUUCACUCUUUCUCUGUCUGUUUGGUUGCUUAGAAAGUGAAAAGAUAUUUCUUGAUGGAGGAUUCCAAAAGUUUUUUUCUAUUGUUUCGUUUCUAUGGUUUCUCGGCAAACAAACUGAGAAAAAUGGUUUUUUUCUUGUUGUGUUAGCUUUCUGAUUUUAUUGAUGCGUUAUUAUUUUUGUCUGUUUUGAAAUGCAGGUUAGUAGGAUAAAAUUUUGAGCAGUUUUCAUUGCAUUAACUAGAGAUCUCGAGAUAGAGGACGAGAGUAAUGGAGGAGGAAAAGAAGAGUGAAGCAGCUGGAGAUACAGAUUUUGUGUUGCAAUGGGGAAGUACAAAGAGGCUUAGAUGUGUGAAAAUGAAAAAAGCACAAAACUUGGGAAACAAAUCUAAACUAAAUGAUUCUUUGCCCAAGAAGAAACUCACUUCUCGUGCUGUCGCUACCGAGAAAAACUUUCCUUCUCGCCCCAUCAAGAAUUCUGAUUUGUUAUCGAACAAUAGGAAGUCAUCGGUGUUAUCACCGGAUAAGGAAGAUAGGUACUACACAACAAGGGGAUCAAUGGGAUUGGAUGAUAAUAGCAAGAUUUUAAUGGAUAGUGUCAAGGAAGAAAAGGUUGUUUGGCCUAGACUGUUCAUAGCACUGUCAAACAAAGAGAAGGAAGAGGAUUUCAUGGCUAUGAAAGGGUGCAAGCCUCCUCAAAGGCCUAAGAAAAGAGCCAAGUUGAUUCAACGAACCUUACUUUUGGUAAGUCCAGGUGCAUGGUUAUCAGAUUUGUGUCAAGAGAGGUAUGAAGUGAGGGAGAAGAAGACUUCCAAAAAGAGACCUAGAGGAUUGAAGGCAAUGGGAAGCAUGGAAAGUGACUCAGAAUGAGUGAUUUUGACCAUUGGUAGUUAGGAAAGACAACUAGAAAUAUAGAGUUCCCACUUCCCUCCUUUCUCUUUUCCUUUCUUUUUUCUUUUCCUUUCUUUUAUGAAAAGGAAAAAAGAAAGGAAAAGGAGGAGGGAACAGUAUUGGAGUCUUUUUCCACGUUGUUGUUUUUGUAGCAAGGGGCUUUCGCCAGCCUGAUAUUUGGAAAAUAAAAUAUUAUGUUUAUCUCA